AUGUCCAAUUUGGAUUUCUGCACUAUUUACACAACAACAGGGCAGAUCGAUCAACUCACCUAUGCACAGAAGGCAGCAGAUUCUGGAGACACCUGUAUUGGAAUGAAAAGCAGGCACGGGGUGGUUUUAUUAGCAGAAAAGCCUAAGAUAUCGCCUCUUUAUGUGGCGGAGUCUGAUGAAAAGAUAAGAAAGGCUGGGAACUCUGUUGCUGUAGCAUGUACCGGGCUCAUAUCAGAUGCAUUUUACGUUGGGUAUGCUAUCAAGGACCAUGUAUUUCAUCACAAGGAAAACUUUAAUGAAGAUCCUACGCCUGAAAUCAUGAAAGUUUAUCUGAAUGAUAUAUUUCACUACUUCACUAGAAGCAUCAGCCUUAGGGUUCUGGGAGUAAACUCUCUAACAAGUGUAUACAAGGAAGGUAGGUUCUCAUUGCUACAUACAGAUUGUUCUGGAAAAACACUCUUCUAUAAGGCAGCCUGUAUAGGGAGGGGAACGAGAAGGAUUAAGACCGAGCUUGAGAAGCUAGACAUCGACAACAUGACCAUUGAGGAAAUGGUGGAUGCCGGGGUAAAGGUACUGUACAUGGCCCAUGAUCCUUCCAAAGACAAGGAGUUUGACAUUGAAAUCGGAGUUGUAUCCACGGAGACCGGUGGAAAGAUGAGGAAGCUUAGGAACAGCGAGAUACAAGUAUUUGUUGAUAAGUAUAAGCACAUUACUGUUGACGAGGACUAG
Encephalitozoon romaleae SJ-2008 is the source of this 729-nucleotide messenger RNA. RefSeq names its product proteasome regulatory subunit alpha-3. Lineage: Eukaryota; Fungi; Microsporidia; Unikaryonidae. The record is from RefSeq and is a predicted model, not a curated record. The transcript has a single exon. Gene Ontology annotation, cellular component: nucleus; proteasome core complex, alpha-subunit complex; proteasome core complex. Bases 1 to 729 code for a protein of 242 amino acids.